Brenthis ino (lesser marbled fritillary) is the source of this 642-nucleotide messenger RNA. The record is from the annotation of a GenBank genome assembly. Lineage: Eukaryota; Metazoa; Arthropoda; Insecta; Lepidoptera; Nymphalidae.
AUGGAUGAGGGGCCCGAACCGAUGAAAGAUUUGAAACCAGCUCCGAAAAACCCGAAUAGCGCUGAUCAGUUCCGUGAUGCUCAUGAAGCGGAAUACGAGGCAAGGGCUCAAGCGAGUGCUGAUAAAGUGGAUAAGGUCUUACAGCAUAACAUGGCUUAUCCUAAGCUCGUUGACGAACUGGAUAAGCGAAAAUCUGUCAUCCAGAUCAAUCCGAACAAAACCCGUAAUUCUAAUCCGAAAUGCAUCGCCUGCGAUAAAUUGCGGCAAUUGGCUAAACUGCAAAAGCUUAAAAUAAAACCUAGAUGUUGUAAGCCUAAGCCUCGCAGGCGCAGUGUAUCUAGAAAAAGGAGAAAAAGACCUCGGACUAAAAAAGCUAAGAAUAAAAAAGUGACAAUACAAAAAACUCGACGUAACUACGGCGAUGCUUAUACAAGCAAUAUAAUGAAAUAUUUCAACAUCCAAUCCCGGAAUGGUAGAAGGAAAGUGCUUAGAUCCCGUGGAGUUGAAAUUAAUGAUAAUACUAGUCAAACAGAUAGCGUAGCGAAUACUUUAAAGUAUCCCGACACAAGUGAACCUUCUAUCAGCAGCUAUAAUAGCUACCCAUCUUUAGACCAUGAACCUUUGGAGAAAUAUAUGGAACCC